AUCGGUCUGAACUGGAUGGUUUAUGUAGACCUGAAUCUAAGAGUGCUGAGCUUGUGGCUCCGUUGGGGACUCCACAGAGAGGAGGAUGACUGGCAAGACUCAGACCAGCAACGUGACAAACAAGACAGAUCCUCGCUCACUCCACUCCAGAGUUUUCAUCGGUAACCUAAACACCACCGUGGUGAAGAAGUCUGAUAUUGAGCUCAUCUUUGCCAAGUAUGGCAAAAUCACAGGCUGCUCAGUGCACAAGGGCUUUGCCUUCGUCCAGUACGCCAGCGAGAGGAACGCCCGCUCUGCUGUGGCUGGAGAGAAUGCCAGGGUCAUCGCCGGACAGCCUCUGGAUAUCAACAUGGCGGGAGAGCCUAGACUGUACAGGCCGAAGGUAGGCCUAAAGAGGCCUCUCUCAGCUUUGUACAGCGGCUAUGGGUUUGACUAUGACUUCUACAGGGAUGAUUUCUAUGGCAGGCUGCUGGACUUCCACGGUCGAGUGACAGUACCCCCUCGGGCCGUGGUGCCUGUGAAGCGUUCCCGUCUACUCAUGCCCUCGACACGCAGGGCGAAGCCUUCUCAACCUCCUAAGGGGUCUUCCUGCUUUUCCCCCACAAGAGCACUCACCUCUAGCUCCUGCUCUGGCACCAAGGUAAAAUCGGACCAGCUGCUGACCAUCAAGCGAGAGCUGUUGCAGAUCAAGGCCAAGAUAGAUUCUUUGCUUGGCUGGCUGGAGAAGAUAGAAAGGCAGCAUUUAGCAGAGACAGUUCCCCAUAGAAAGUGUGAUGAUGUCUAUCCAUCUCUGCAUAAUGAAACAGCGCAUCGUUCCGCAGAGGAAGCAGACGGGGAGCAUUUGGAAGGAGAGUGUGGUGAAAUGACAGAUAGAGAUGAGGAUGACUAUGAUGAUGAAGGCAAUGACAAACUGAUGGAAAACCACUUAUCUGAUGUGGACAACUGAAUACGAGGUGAAAUUAAUACGGACAUUUGAAAGGACCUGUGACAGUCACCAUUUCUCAGAAGGAUCGUUCUUACUGGCCCUAGAGGACGUACAGAUGGCGUAAUACACAAGCUCAAGAGAAACUGCAGCUCUACAUGAUGAUCUCUGAUAUGGCAUGUAUUUGCGACAAUGUGCUUUACUGGUAUUUUGUACACACCUAAGACUGAAUGCUGUCAGAGGGUAAUUGUGAAUACAUUUUGUAACUAGCCUAUCAUCUUGUAAGUAUAUGUACUUUAUUUGCUACCACAAACAUUUGUACCAUUCAGUGCUAUUAUGCAGGGGUAGAAAAUAUACAGAGAAAUUGUACGUAAUGACAGCCUGAUAUUGAAACUGAGCUUUUUUACCUUGUUAGUUCAGGUACCUGGUGAUAUAAAAGGACCAUUCUGACCAAAAUGAAAAAUGUAACCAUUAUUACGUCUGUUUUUGAAAAAGCUUAGUUUCAUCCUACAGUGGUGCCAAAAUGAGAUUUUCCAGUUUAAAGACUAGGUGAACCCCCUUCUGAUGCGUUUUGAAGGGGAGAAAAUGUUGAAAAAC
Molecule: messenger RNA, 1519 nt
Organism: Colossoma macropomum (tambaqui)
Lineage: Eukaryota; Metazoa; Chordata; Actinopteri; Characiformes; Serrasalmidae
Gene: ralyla
Product: RNA-binding Raly-like protein
Exons: 9
Coding region: 86-946 (286 amino acids)
Cellular component (GO): nucleus
Molecular function (GO): RNA binding
Source: RefSeq, a predicted model, not a curated record